GAGGACGCGCCCAACAUUCCGGGCCAAGCGUCCCUCUCGGACCAAGAGGUCAAAGAGGACAUUGCCAAACGCCGUUCCAAUCGCGGCGGGAGCAUCGACACCCUCCACGAUCACAAGCCCCAAGCUGGCUCGCAGUCGAUGCGACACGAGUCGCGCAAGGCUGGUAGACAUCACCGUCGGAGCUCUGACCCCGCCCCUCCGAACAAGUCGGCCAGCGGCUUCGAGCAGCACCGGCAGAAGUACUUCCGAGCUGGAAGAAAACUUGGCACCAAAUAUGGUGUGAUGGACGAGCUGGAGGCGCAGACCGCGCAGGGCUUGCAGAUGGAGCGCCGCCGCUCCCAGCGAACAUCGAACUCGAGAGUGGACAGCAACAGUAACGGCAACCUCGGCAGCGGCGGCAACUUGGGCAGCGGCAACCUCAGCAGCACUGCGAAGGAGGCGGUCAGCCCCGCCGUGAAGGAGAGCCAUUCCGGGAAGAUGCUGGCGGUGACGCCCUCCAAAUCUGUGCCGCAUUUCAAGUGCCCGAGCGCGUCCGAGGAGCAGGAGGAGCCUCAGCAAGAGCCGGAUGAUGAACAGGAUGACGAUGAGGUUCACCUGGAUAGCGAUGAGGAGGGUGCGGACAGGUCCGCCCCCGCAGAUAGAAGCUACAAAAGCAGCCGGAA
Molecule: messenger RNA, 662 nt
Organism: Effrenium voratum
Lineage: Eukaryota; Dinophyceae; Suessiales; Symbiodiniaceae
Source: the annotation of a GenBank genome assembly